Ectocarpus sp. CCAP 1310/34 is the source of this 2863-nucleotide messenger RNA. The record is from the annotation of a GenBank genome assembly. NCBI's taxonomy places the organism in Eukaryota, Phaeophyceae, Ectocarpales, Ectocarpaceae.
GCACAACGAGAUGCGCGGGGUGCCCCUCCCCCAGCAGUGGCCUCAUGGCCCUUCGAAUCCUUUGCAAGCGGCUGCCGAUUGUGGUUCUUUCAAGACUGCAGCUAACCUUCUUGCGAGCGGUGCUUUCGACAUUGAUCAGGGCAAUGAGGUCGGCUGGACCCCACUCAUGAUGGCUUCCCGGGGAGGUUACCCCCGGAUUGUCAGGAUGCUUCUGAACAAGGGAGCACAGGUCUGGGUAACGGAUGAUCUUGGCUAUACCGCUUUGCACUGGUCCGCGAUGGCAGGACGCCCGGCCGUCACCAAGAUGCUGGUGGAUGCCGGUGCACUCCUCGACGCAGCAACCAAACAAAACCAUUGCACGCCGCUCGACUGUGCUGCUGAAACCGGGUGCGCCGCGUCGGUAACAGCAUUGCUCAAGGCCGGCAGUAACAUCAACACCCGUCGGUCGGAUGGAGCAACACCGCUGUAUACUGCGGCGUGGAAUGGGAACGUAGUUGCGGUUUGGUUGCUACUUCUUGCGAAGGCAGACCCGCUCCUGACAUGCGCCUCUGACUCGGGUAAAGAGAGAUUCCUGCCGUUAGACGUGGCGGCGCAGAACGGGCACCGGGAAGUGGUAAACGAGCUGAUCCGGCAGGUGGGCAUCGAUGGAUGUGGUGGCUCAAGCGGCGGUGAAAAUGCUCUCCGACAGGCCGCGCUUUUCAGCCGUUUGGAUAUCAUGGCCAUUCUAACGGAUGCCGGAGUGGUAGACACGGGGUUAGCUCUGGUCGUGGCCGCCGGAUAUGGGGGCGAGGCCCCCUUGAAGUUCCUGUUGGAACAGGCAAGGGGGAGGAAAUCGACGGAUAGGGCGGCGUAUAUGAACACCCUCAACGGUGUCGGUUUGACGUCAUUGCUUGAUGGCAUUCAGCGUUGCCGCCCCAGAGUUGUGCAGUUGCUUGUUGAAGCCGGAGCGGACACGACAUCACCUGUUCUAAUCUGCAACCAGCCUGGGGAAGACGAUUUCCACAUCACACCCCUGGGUCUCACGAUGUGUCUCCUCGGUGGUAGGUCAGCUAAACCCUUGACAAUGGAGGAGCAAAAUAAGCUAGAGGUUAUACGCCGCUUGCUGCUGCGAGAGGAGGCAGUGCACGCGGUCUCUUGGCUGUGGCCUAGCGAUACCCCCACCAUUACCCAUGCGACCGCAAAGGGCACCGGUAGGACAACGGCAACAUCGACAGCCGCAACACCGUUCAUCAUGUUAAUGAUAGGGCGAAGGACGAGAGGGCGCAAGGGUCUUUUGGCAGCCCUGUUGAGGUAUUCGUCGAAGCUCGAAGCCUUGACCGGGAUGGAAAAUGAAAAGGAUUGGAGGAAGAGGCUCCAGGGAACCGGUUAAUUUCUACUUAGUUUAUCGUGUUCAUGUUCGAAGGUGUUGAGAGCUUCCGGCUGCGUUUUAUCAGUAUCGGUAACCUGAAAGAAAGCGGAAAUGGCUCAAGCACUCACGGUCUCCCCUAACAGCUACUGAGCUCGUGUUGUAGGGACAGCGUUGUUGGUUGUUGGUGGGUGUGGAUUGCAAAAGUGAAGCGGUAGCAGGGUACUUUCUGAUGGAGUUGUGGCUUGUAUUGAACAUCGUUGUUGUCGAGUAGUCGCCUGAAGGCGGGAGAUUCAUGUGGACCUCUCUCUGUGCACACCGUGAUUGGAUGAAGAGCAGUAGACCAGUGACAUGAACUAGACCCGCCGACUGUAUCGUGGUUUUCCUUCCCUGUUCUUGAAAGACUGUUAUUACAGGUGCUUUUGACAGUGUGCCGUAUUCGAGCGAUUGUUCAUGGGGGGCGCCCUCUCUCAUACAGGUCGGCGAAGGUUUGUCACGUUUUAGACGAAUAGUGCUAUAGUAUUGUCCACCCCGCUGUUCCUCUCUCUCGCUCUGAAGGUGGCACAAUUGUGAGGUAGCAUGUGCUCGACGGCGAUAGAUGUGCGUAGCACAUCCCAAGCUGAUUUACAGUUUGUGACAGAGAAGGCGAACUUGAACGCGCAUCAACGCUUGCUAUGGAAACGGUCUCGUUGUCAAGCUUCAUUUCGAACGUUCAUGCCUGGCGGAUUACGUGGGAAGUAAGAAAAACUGAAUAAGCCCAGACGGGCAUCUUGUAUGGCUGAGCCUAUUCGCCGGACUGCUCGCUACGUGAUUGUCUGCGGCUCCGUUGCAUGAAGUGGCUGACAUCGUUGCUGUCACCGAUGAUUGGUUUGUUGGUGUUGUUGCUCAUUUUCUGUGUUCUUGAGUUGAUUCCCCCCCCCCCCCUUCUGGGUUCUCGCACGUCCUUCGUGCAAGCGUUAGGUCUGCGUUGAUAUGGUGUGUGCAUGUGUGUGUUUUUGUCGCUUUGAUAUGUUGGGCGUGUUACUGAGACCUCAGCACUUUGCGUGUAGAUUUUUUAUGAGUUCUUUUUGUUCUUAGAGAUUCGUCGGACCGUUCGAGUCGAAACGCGUCAACUGCUGCGUGAGCCCACUCCGGAGGCUUAAGUAAAAAUAGAUGAUGAGCUGGUGUUUCUUGUCAGGGAGGGCAUGCCAGAUACCAAACGCAGAGAGCGGGUAUCAUCACAGCAGGAGUAUAGUUCGUGAAUUCAUCAUAAAGAUAUGUGUUUCAUGUAGUCUAGACAAGAUGUCUACCAGCAACAACAGCAAUAGAGAGAGUUCGUUCAGAGAGCCGGCCAGAGAGGGCUUUUUUACUGCUGUAGUGCGGUGUGCGUAGUUUUGAUCCCGGCGCAGCCGAUCGAUGUGCGAAGUCUCCUCCUGUGCUAAGUUGGUACGGGCUGCGGCGGGCAAAAGUAAAACCUCCUCUCACUCUCAGGUUUGUCGCCAUGAACAGCUUUGCUAUUUGGAGUGUUGAGAAUAUAUU